Echinops telfairi (small Madagascar hedgehog) is the source of this 1975-nucleotide messenger RNA. RefSeq names its product cell division cycle associated 5 (gene CDCA5). The coding region runs from base 1 to 561 and encodes 186 amino acids. The record is from RefSeq and is a predicted model, not a curated record. Lineage: Eukaryota; Metazoa; Chordata; Mammalia; Afrosoricida; Tenrecidae. The transcript has 6 exons.
AUGUCUCAGAGGCAGACGCGGUCUGGAGGGGCCGCCCAACGUUCUGGGUCCCAGCCUUCAUCUCCGAACCGAUCUCUGCGGAGAUCCCAGCGGAAAUCUGGCUCCGAUCUCCAGAACACCGUCCCCGAAAUCUGGCCGAAGACUCCCCAUGCCGCCCCAGCCCGAAAGCCCAUCGUCUUGAAGAAGAUCGUGGCUCACACGUUGGAGAUCCCGGCCGUCUGCUCACCUCGCAGGAGCCCUCGGGUGAGUGGCCGCCUGGAGGCCGCUGCCACCUCCACCCCCGGCCGCCGCUCCUGCUUCGGCUUUGAGAGGCUGCUAGCAGAAGACAGUCUGGCCACAGUCUCGCCGGUGGUGGCCUCCAAGCCCUUCGAGGUCACCGGCAUCUCUGUGAAGCCCUGGGCCCCUGACACCACCCUCCCGGGCAUCUCGCCCCCGACCGCGAAAGAGAGGCGAAAGAAGAAGAAAGCGCCGGAGAUCCUGAAAUCGGAGCUGGAUGAGUGGGCCGCGACCAUGAAUGCAGAGUUCGAAGCUGCUGAGCAGUUUGAUCUCCUGGUUGAAUGAGAUGAGAUGGGGGGCACCAGACCAGAUGCUCCCUCCUCCCUGUACAUAGCUCUUCCCCCUCCCUCUGCCAGAGCCUAGAAAAGAUACUUGGGGCCCAGCUGGGGGGCUUGGGUGACAGCAGCCAUCUGGUUUGGGGAAUGGGGCCCGUCUGGCCUGGUCACUCACGGAGGUGGUGGUCUGUCGUCAGGAGCGCUGGUUCUCCUCUCUGACCCAGAGGCUCCAGCAGGAGGAGGCUAAGGAAGGGCUGGCUGCCAGCCGCUCUGAGUGGCUGCCAAGGGAACGUGGCCGCCCUGGCGUGGACUCUCCCGUGGCCUUCUGUCAGGGCUUGGUCCCCCUGGAAAAACGGGGUGAUGUCAAGAGACUUUGGGCCCCUGGGAGCCCCUCUCCGGGCCUGUAGGUUUCCGGACUGGGGGGCAGCUUUGUCUUUGAGGAGUCUGUUUUGAAGCAGGGAGGGAAGAAGCCUUGCUCGGCUCUUCGCCCGUGAGCCAUUUUGUCUAGAAGCUGUUUCGUAGUUGUGUUUUCUGCCCCCCGAGAUGUAGUGUAGAUGCCAGGAGCGCCGGCUUGGGGCUCCAGGUGUGCUUGGAACUCACCUGGGCAGGAGGUCCUCCCCGCUCGCUCGUCAGCUGCCUCAGCGUCUUUAUAAAGACACCUCAGUUCUAGAUGAUAGGAAUCAUGGGUUAGCGGUCCCAGCCCACCAGGACGUUUUGGGGAGUUUUUCUCACGCAACCAGAGAGGCAGCGCCUGGCAGACGUCGUCCUCAGAUGAGCGCUCUACCUAAGGGUACCUGUCUUCCGCCUCUGGGGGAUUCCCCCGACUGCCACCCCUUUUGUCAACGCUGGUCAAAGGUGUGGUUGUAAAGGCUGACCACCCAGGUGCCCCAGCCCCGUCAUUCUAACCUUUGAUGUUUCUGAGCUCGUCGUAUUCUUUUAGAAGCGAGGGGGUGUGUGGAGGGCUGGUGGGUAACAUAGGGGAGGGGUGUGCAACUGGGUGGGGUCCUUAGAUUCGACAACAAGCGUGGUGGGCGUCCGUGAAAUCCAUCACAAGACCCAGGGAUCACCGGGAGACAUCGGCCUUCCAGCCGCCCUCUGAGUCAAACUUCCCGGGGCCUCCUUGUCCUCCUGGCUGGUCGAGUUCUUGGGGACAUGUGCUCCUCCUGAGGGGGCAGCACUGCAGACCUUUCUCUGGCUGAGGAACCGAGAAUAUGGGGCGUGCGGUAAAGUUGGGACUGAAACAGUAAUAAAUAAAGCGCACACACAUGACGGGAGCGUAUCUGGCUGUCUAUAGACUUGGUCUUGCUGGGUCAAAGGUGGAGGUGAGGCCCAGGCAGCGAGCCUAGUGCAAGCUGUCACCAUGGUUGCCCCUGAACCCCACGACCCCAUGUCUGUCCCUGCCAUCACUCAUCUGUCCCCAAUUC